AUGCAAGAGCCAACAAGGGUCGGAAUGGUUGAUGUAAGCAAUCCUGUUUCCUUCUUUACAAGAUUUGCUCCUUCUUCUCAAUUUUUGCGACCUAGGUAUUGUAGAGAUAAACCUGCUAUGGAAAUUGAAUUAUUAGAAAAAUUUGGCUUUUCAAAAGUGAUUGAUUAUAAUUACAUCACAAAGGAUUUUGAAUUAUUAGAUGAAUUACUAACAUUAAUUUUAUCUGGUAAUGAUCGUGUUAUUAAGAGUUUCGGAUAUUUGUUUAAGGCAAUUCACAAACCACGGCAAGGUGAAAUAUGUGAUGAUUUAUUCAGUAUUCUUCAUUUAUUGAAGAAAUGCACAACCGAAAGUGAUUAUCCAAGUAAAUUGAAAUGGAUCAAUGAGAAAUUACAAAGUUAUGGUCAUGCAGAUAUCAAAAGCAAACCUUCAACAUUUAAAUAUCACGGCAUUGAGUUUAAACUUCCACCAAAUUGUUUGUUAACAUGUGAAUCAGCUAAUUUAAUUGGGUUCUAUAAUGAGCAAGAAGAACUCAAUGAUGAAUUGAUUGCUAAUUUGAUAAUGUUAUUUCCAUCAAUGUUCGUUCAUGCAAUGACUGAAAGUGGAAUUACAAUACGUGAGAAUUGCUUUUGUUUUCUAAUAGAUUCAAAAGGAAAUAUGAAAUUAAUCGUGUCCUAUAUGGGGUGUCUCGAGGAUGAAAAAUUUUCUUUAAAUCAAAAUACCAAACUGUUAGAUUUGAACUCUAUCAAGGGCAUUAGUUCAACCUAUUCAUAUUUUGAUUUGUUUUAUGAUAGGUUUAGAAGGAAGGGUAAAUAUGGAAUGUUUAAUCACGAACUAGUUUUCGAUUCUUUUAGAUGUGGAUCUUUGGGCCAAUACUGUGGAAAUUAUGAGACAAUAUUGAGUGAAUUCUAUCAAUUUUUAAUGAAGAGGUAUGCUGAAAGGAAACCAAGGCAGAAAAAGAAAUUAGAAAUUAAGGAAACACCCAAUAACCAAAAGAAUAAUUCUAAUGAAAAUUUGGCGGCAUCCAAUUUAACUAAAAAACAAUUAGAAAUGAAGAAGAAUAGUGAAAAUAUUUUGAGAGAUGUAACAAAUUUUAUUAAGAGAUGAUUC
Molecule: messenger RNA, 1107 nt
Organism: Naegleria gruberi
Lineage: Eukaryota; Heterolobosea; Eutetramitea; Acrasida; Naegleriidae
Exons: 1
Coding region: 1-1104 (367 amino acids)
Source: RefSeq, a predicted model, not a curated record